Suncus etruscus (white-toothed pygmy shrew) is the source of this 4872-nucleotide messenger RNA. It is a transcript of the gene DLGAP4, whose product is annotated as DLG associated protein 4. Gene Ontology annotation, molecular function: molecular adaptor activity. Gene Ontology annotation, cellular component: postsynaptic specialization; glutamatergic synapse. The transcript has 13 exons. Gene Ontology annotation, biological process: signaling. NCBI's taxonomy places the organism in Eukaryota, Metazoa, Chordata, Mammalia, Eulipotyphla, Soricidae. The record is from RefSeq and is a predicted model, not a curated record. Bases 348 to 3326 code for a protein of 992 amino acids.
GGGCCGGGGCCUAAGCGCGGAGGCGGCGGCGCAGCGAGGGGCCGGAGGAGCGCCGGGCGCAGGCACCGGUGCCAGCCCCCUGCUAGUGGCACCUCGUUGUCCACCUGUGAGCAGUGCUGGAGGACUCUGCUGCACGCUGCUUCCUGCCAGCAUCUCCAACCCAGUGCCCGGAGGGAUGUGUGUGGCAGUCCACUAUCCUGUGCCCGCUUCCCUGGUGACGCCUCCUGGUCCCCAAAGGGCCCCCGCUUUUGGUCGACACUCAGCUCGUUGGUUGGACAGUCACUGCCCGGGACAGGCCACCCGGGUGCCCCGAUAGGGCAACGGCCCCUGCCCUGAGGGCCGGGAUCAUGAAAGGCCUCGGUGACAGCCGCCCCCGCCACCUCUCCGACAGCCUGGACCCCCCUCACGAGCCCCUGUUCACAGGCCCCGACCGCAACCCCUACCUGCUGUCGCCCACUGAGACCUUCGCCCGGGAGGCCCGAUUCCCUGGCCCCAACACCCUGCCGGGAGAUGGGCUCUUCCCGCUCAGCAACCAGCUGCCCGCACCCAGCAGCACCUUCCCCCGCAUUCACUACAACUCCCACUUUGAGGUGCCCGAGGAGAGCCCCUUCCCCAGCCACGCCCAGGCCACCAAGAUCAACCGACUGCCGGCCAACCUCCUGGACCAGUUCGAGAAGCAGCUGCCCAUCCACCGCGAUGGCUUCAGCACACUCCAGUUCCCACGUGGGGAGGCCAAGGCCCGGGGCGAGAGCCCUGGCCGCAUCCGCCACCUGGUCCACUCCGUCCAGCGCCUCUUCUUCACCAAGGCCCCCUCGCUGGAAGGCACAGCCGGCAAGGUCGGGGCCAAUGGCAGCAAGAAAGGAGCUCUGGAGGACAGCAAGGGCCGCAGGGCCAAGAGCAAGGAGCGGGCCAAGGCGGGCGAGCCUAAGAGGCGCAGCCGCUCCAACAUCUCGGGCUGGUGGAGCUCGGAUGACAACCUGGACGGCGAGGGCGGUGCCUUCCGCGGCCCUGGGCCCACCUCCGGGCUGAUGACCCUGGGCCGCCAGCCCGAACGCACCCAGCCCCGCUACUUCAUGCACGCCUACAACACCAUUAGCGGCCACAUGCUCAAGGCUGCCAAGACCACCGCCUCCGAGCUCACGGCCCCGCCACCCCCGCCCGCACCUCCUGCCGCCUGCCCCAGCCUGGGCGUUGGCACUGACACCAACUAUGUCAAGCGGGGCUCCUGGUCCACGCUGACCCUCAGCCACACCCACGAGGUCUGCCAGAAGACCUCAGCUACCUUGGACAAGAGCCUGCUGAAGUCCAAAUCCUGCCACCAGGGGCUCGCCUACCAUUACCUGCAGGUGCCCGGGGGUGGCGGCGAGUGGAGCACGGCGCUGCUGUCCCCGCGCGACCCCGACUCCGCCACCGAGGGCCCGAUCCCGUGCCGGCGUAUGCGCAGUGGCAGCUACAUCAAGGCCAUGGGCGACGAGGACAGCGAUGACUCCGGCGGGAGCCCCAAGCCCUCGCCCAAGACAGCGGCUCGGCGCCAGAGCUACCUGAGGGCCACGCAGCAGUCGCUGGGAGAGCAGAGCAACCCCCGCAGGAGUCUGGACCGCCUGGAUUCUGUGGACAUGCUGCUGCCCUCCAAGUGCCCCAGCUGGGAGGAGGACUACAACCCCAUCAGCGACAGCCUCAAUGACUCCAGCUGCAUCAGCCAGAUUUUUGGACAGGCGUCCCUCAUCCCCCAGUUGUUUAGCCACGAGCAGCAGGUACAGGAGGCAGAUCUGAGUGACCAGUAUGAGGCAGCCUGCGAGUCUGCAUGCAGUGAAGCGGAGUCGGCCACGGCAGAGGCACUGGACUUGCCGCUGCCCAGCUACUUCCGCUCCCGCAGCCACAGCUACCUGCGUGCCAUCCAGGCAGGCUGUUCGCAGGAGGAGGACAGCAUGUCCCUACAGUCCAUCUCUCCCCCGCCCAGCACCGGCAGCCUCAGCAACAGCCGCACGCUUCCGAGUUCAUCAUGCCUAGUGGCAUAUAAGAAGACCCCGCCACCGGUCCCGCCACGUACCACAUCCAAGCCGUUCAUCUCCGUCACCGUGCAGAGCAGUACCGAGUCUGCCCAGGACACCUACCUGGACAGCCAAGACCACAAGAGCGAAGUGACAAGCCAGUCGGGACUGAGCAACUCGUCAGACAGCCUGGACAGCAGUACCCGGCCACCUAGCGUGACCCGGGGCAGCAUCACCCCAGCCCCUGAGGUCCCCGAGCCACCCCCAAAACAUGCAGCUCUGAAGAGUGAACAGGGGACACUGAGCAGCUCUGAGGCCCAUCCUGAGGCCAUCCCCAAAAGGAAACUGUCGUCUAUAGGAAUACAAGUUGACUGCAUUCAGCCAGUGCCCAGAGAGGAGCCCAGUCCCGCUACCAAAUUCCAGUCCAUCGGGGUUCAGGUAGAGGACGACUGGCGAAGCACUGUCCCCUCGCACAGCAUGUCCUCCCGCCGGGACACCGACUCGGACACCCAAGAUGCCAAUGACUCGAGCUGCAAGUCUUCCGAGAGAAGCCUCCCCGACUGCACGCCACACCCCAACUCUAUCAGCAUCGAUGCCGGCCCACGGCAGGCCCCCAAGAUUGCCCAGAUCAAGCGCAACCUCUCCUAUGGAGACAACAGUGACCCUGCCCUGGAGGCAUCCUCGCUGCCCCCACCCGACCCCUGGCUCGAGUCCUCCUCUAGCUCCCCGGCAGAGCCCACGCAGCCCGGGACCUGCCGCCGUGAUGGCUACUGGUUCCUGAAGCUGCUGCAGGCGGAAACGGAGCGACUGGAAGGCUGGUGCUGCCAGAUGGACAAGGAGACCAAAGAGAACAACCUCUCGGAAGAAGUCUUAGGUAAAGUUCUUAGUGCUGUGGGCAGUGCCCAGCUCCUGAUGUCCCAGAAAUUCCAGCAGUUCCGGGGUCUCUGUGAGCAAAAUUUGAACCCUGACGCCAACCCGCGUCCCACUGCCCAGGACCUGGCCGGGUUCUGGGACCUGCUGCAGCUGUCCAUCGAGGACAUCAGCAUGAAGUUUGACGAGCUCUACCACCUCAAGGCCAACAGCUGGCAGCUGGUGGAGACCCCCGAGAAGAGGAAGGAAGAGAAGAAACCGCCCCCUCCAGUCCCAAAGAAGCCAGCCAAAUCCAAGCCAGCAGUGAGCCGGGACAAAGCCUCAGAUGCCGGGGACAAGCAGCGUCAAGAGGCCCGCAAGAGACUGCUGGCGGCCAAACGGGCCGCCUCUGUGCGGCAGAACUCGGCCACAGAGAGUGCGGACAGCAUCGAGAUUUAUGUCCCCGAAGCCCAGACCCGGCUCUGAGAACCAGCAAGGAUUGAUACUUUCAAGUCUUUCGCGACAAAAAAAAAAAAAAAACCCACACAAACUAAAUGCAAAUGGAACAAAAUUUUCUCCACCUUUAGCACGGUCGUUGUCUAGAGACCCUGAGCCAACUUUCCGAUUGAUGUAUCCAAGGGCUCACAAUUUGGCUUUUUUGGGUCCCUUCCAGGUUUAGAUUAUGAAGUCUUCAUACAGAAGGAAGUCAACACACAACUCUUUCAAACUUUUCCUCCUCUUGCUGGCCUCGGUGGACUAGAUAGGUAGCCUGAGGUGGCCUGCGGUCUUGUUACCUUGUUCUAACGAGAACCAAUCUGGCUUGUUUACAAGACGAGCGUCCAAGGGGCAGCCUUGGGCAUCUGCCAUGUCCUCCCUCCCUGCUCACCCCGCUGUGACCUUGGAGUUUUCAUUCUUCCGUUGUUUCUCUUUCCCCCUUGAAGCUCACACAGGGGUCACCAUCCUGGCUGGCAGCUGACUGGUCCCCAGCCCUUUCUGUGGUUGGGGGCCCAGAGACAGACAAGCAUCUCCCUCCCACCAAGUGCUCACACACAGUCACACACGCGUGCACACGCAGACAUAGCUUCUCCCCGAGGCACGGUGCCCACUGCCCCACACACAUACACCCAUACCCCCAGCCAGGCCCAGGAUGCCUCUGGGCAGGACUGAGAGGCGGGCUCGAGGCUCCUCCGGGGAGGAAAUGAGAUCAAAGCCACAUCACCACACUCCUGCCUCUCCUCCAGCCCCCUCCUUCCAUGGACCGUCUGGCUCAGAGUGACACGCAGGGGACAAGAGCAGGACCUCCGUUUCAGGGGUCUCUGGCCCCGGCAGAGCCCGUGUACAGAACCGGGGGCGGGCGGCUGAGUCUACGUCGUGUACAUAUGCACAUAGACCUUAGAGUGUAUAUUUAACAAGCGCCCAUCUGCUCACCCGUGCCCACCAGCGCCACCGCUGGCUCUCGGGGCACCUGGCAGGAGGCGGGUGUGUGAAUAGCAUAUAUUUUUACAUGUACUAUAUCUAGGUGUGUGUACAAGUGUGUGUAAAAAUAUAGACCUUGUGUGUAAGCAGCCCCUUCCUCUUUUACUUUCUCCAGUCCCUCCCCGCCAUCCCAGGGGCCCACCUGCCCAGCCUGAGUUUAUUGUUCUCUUCUGUUUUUUUGUUUUUGUGUUUUUUUUUUUUUUUGUCCCAAUCCUCUUCUUUCCCGUACCCUUCAGUCCCACUCCCAGGGUGUCCUGACCCUGAGCUGCAAAAGGCCUGCAGGGCGGGGAGGCAGGGGAGCGUGGGCCAUGGUAAAAGAGCUCAGGCCACGGGGCUCUAAUCUGCUAUGGGGGGUACCUGGCGCCAGACAUGUCUAUGCGUCUGGGCUUGCUGCAAGGGCCUGCUCUGGGGCCCCAUUCCAGCUUGGCCGCCGUCUGUGACCUUGGGCAAGUCACUUGACCUCUGUGUGCCUCAACUUCCUCCUCUGUAACAUGGGGACAGUCCCGCCCCUCCCUACCUCACAGGCAUGUUGUGAGAAUAAAUGAGGUAAUGUGUA